AUGAUUAUGUUGACUCGUCCUGGUCGCUGGGGAUCUGCAGCGGAAGAGAUGAACAUCACACAAGGGGCUAAUCCCAAUGCGGAAAGAACCGUGUUUGGUUCGACGGACGGUGCUCGGCCCCUUCUGGCUGCUCGGCCUACACACAAAGACACACCACAUUCGUUUAAUACGAGGCGAUAUCAACAGGCCCAAUCGUACUCGUUAAUUCGCACACGGGACAUAUCCGAGACGGGAGACCCGAGACCAAUAGUGUGGAAUUUCAGAUUUGACAAGGUAUUUGAUGAUAUAAAGAUGGGGUACGAUGAUCACGUUCGUGGUCUGCUCAACUCGCGCUGUGGCCGUUCUGGCGUGCCCGCCACGCUCUCUCCAACUCCUACUGCUGACGCAUUUUCCCUUACCAGCCCCCGGCACGGGCCCCAUACGUCGCCGCACCUGACCGAGCGCUCAGAGUCUCCGUCGUGCUAUUCCCACCAGAUGUCCAUCGACGAGUCGUCUUCAGACAUUUCAGACGACAUCUCUCCUUACUCGUCCAGGCUCCAUCCAAAGAGAAACGACAAGUAUACGAGUUAUGUCGAUCCAAUGAGAGACUCGAGCGAUGACGAGCGCACCGAGGCUCAGUCGGAGUCGGAUGUGCAGGCUUCAGCUUCCAACGAUACCUUGUCUGACAACGGCAUGCUCCGACCUGUUGAGAGCGAUACCUCGGUCUCUAGCGCCCUCUCGGCCGAGGCGGAGUCCACUCCGGACCCGAGACUUUCGUUUUUAGGCCCCAAGACUCGUAUGAUUUCCAAGGCGCCUUGGGAAGAAGAUGUCGGAGCAGACGAAGAGGCCUUGUCCGACACCGAAGCACCUGCGGAUGCACUCAGCCUCUUUGCGGGCAAAUUCAAAGGCAAAGCUCGGAGCCAUAGCAAAACCUUGGAGAGACGACUUUUAGGCGGAGGCUGGGCUAGAACUUCGUCUGACACCCGCCCGUCUGUCGAUUCGUCCAAACGAAGCAUGGAGUCCUCGGUCGCGUCGUACAUCCAAACGCCCACCUCUCCUCGUAACGGCUCAUUUUCAGACGCUAUCCGAGGUGUUGGUGGCCGCAGUCUGUCGUCUUUUAGUGCAUCCUCAGCUGCGUCAUCGGGAACGAGCGCUGUUCAGUCAAUCUUCCCGGGUAUUCGUCCCAGAGGUGGUUCCAACGCGGGUGUUCAAAUUAACGCGUACCAUUUGGAUUCCCGGGGGCCAUCACCGGUUUCUCCUUCGUCUCCUACCACCCCAAAUUUCGUUCACCCAUACGCCAAUCUGGAUUUAUUAUCAGCCGGUGCUAGUAACGAUGGAGCAGUGUCACCGUCAAGGUCUAAUUCAAGCGCAACACUCACUGCAUCCACGGCUUCCUCUUACGUCACUCCUUCCUCCACGUCGUCCUCUGCCACUUUACCUGAACAACAUGAAUCAUCAUCCAACUUGAAGAAAGAGAAGCAUCGUCCCCCUCACAUUGCUGUCUUGCCCCUGGGUCGAGGGGCCUCCUAUACAAGCUCGGCCAAGUCCCCCUCUGCCCUUUCUAUUAGCUUUGUUCCAACCUCCCCUCCCCCAAUGUCCGCUUCUGCUGGAGAUGAUGUCGUUGUACCUUCUGGCAUGCUUGCGUUCCCUGGUUCUCCAGCUUGCAACCUGAUUUCUCUGGAGCAAGCGCAGAUGAAGGUGCGCGAUCGAAGUAGGAGUAUUACCAGUAAUACUUCUCAGUUCCCGAUUUCCCCUCGUCCCAAGGAAGUCAUUCAUAAGAAGUCCAAGCCAACGUUAGGCCCGAUCGGUGGAGGCUUUUCGUCGACCAUCAGUAGUGGUGGUUCACCAGCUCCUGAAGACGCCCGUGUCCGGACGGUCAGUGCUGGCAAUUCCUCACGUACUCGUACUCGAGGCUACACCGUCACGUCCAUUGCGUCCCAAUCUACCACGAGCAUCAAUAUUGUUCCAGGCACCGCGAUUGAGAACAUUCCAGAGCCAAGGUCGACCCAGCCCGGCACGCCAAUGGAAACCGCUCCUCCGAAGCAGCUCAAGGCCAAACGCAGCGGAUUCCUGAAGUUCUUCAAGAAUGGUUCUGGUUCUGGCUCUGGUAACCCCAAUAUCAGUGCACCAAGCGCCCCCUUCCAUGUUUCUCACAAUGGAAUGGAUAUGCCACCUGUUCCUAAGGUGCCUGCUCAAUACCAAGCACCAAAGGUUACCAGUCCUCUGGAGUUGGGCGCUCGUAAGGAACUGCCGCCUGUAGUCGUUUGCUCUCCCACUCUUGGUCGUGCUCGUUCGCUUGAAUGGGCACAGAAUGUUAGUGAUGACUCUCAUACCUCUAUUGGAGACCACCAUGGCCAUCGCCAGAGCAAGUUCAACCAGCACCGCUCGAACACGGAGCCACAGCCCCCGGAAGUGGACGCGGAUUCCCAAGACCCAUCGUUUGGUAGUCUAAGACUUCGCCCAGUGUCGUCUGUGUUCAAAGGCAUGCCGGAAGACUACCUUACCGGUUCACCCAAGGUAGCUGCCAACUCGCGUGGAUCGAGCGAAUCCCGAAAUGGUGAUAGCUCUGGAUUCGAGGACUCGAAUGUGUUAUCCCCGGCAACUCCUUAUUUCCCGCAGUCGGCUCGCUCGUGUCGCACCCAUGUUUCGACUGCGUCCUCUGGAUCAGAUGCCCUUAGUUCGUCGGUUGAUCCUCGCACUCCGUCCACGUUCGGAUUCUCACCAGGUGUACCGCGGUCGUCUACCGAGUCUCAAUCGGCGAGUACUAUUGCGUCGUUGCGCGAACAGCUCAGGGCCUCGCGACAACAGGUCGAUGAGCUGGAGAGUCAGGUUCAAGCCUUGAGGGCCGAGGUCGAAGCUUCUCGAUGCGACAAGUGUGGACGUCAGCCUGAAGGUGGUGUUACCGGCCGAGCUCGCGCACCUACCGGAGCUAGCUGCCGAGCCUAUGACUGA
Rhizoctonia solani is the source of this 2931-nucleotide messenger RNA. RefSeq lists its product as uncharacterized. NCBI's taxonomy places the organism in Eukaryota, Fungi, Basidiomycota, Agaricomycetes, Cantharellales, Ceratobasidiaceae. The coding region runs from base 1 to 2931 and encodes 976 amino acids. The record is from RefSeq and is a predicted model, not a curated record. The transcript has 5 exons.